This is a messenger RNA of Mobula hypostoma (lesser devil ray), 5331 nucleotides long. It is a transcript of the gene lpin1a, whose product is annotated as lipin 1a. The record is from RefSeq and is a predicted model, not a curated record. The transcript is spliced from 21 exons. The coding region runs from base 186 to 2978 and encodes 930 amino acids. Gene Ontology annotation, molecular function: phosphatidate phosphatase activity; transcription coactivator activity. Gene Ontology annotation, biological process: triglyceride biosynthetic process; cellular response to insulin stimulus; fatty acid catabolic process. NCBI's taxonomy places the organism in Eukaryota, Metazoa, Chordata, Chondrichthyes, Myliobatiformes, Myliobatidae. Gene Ontology annotation, cellular component: mitochondrial outer membrane; nucleus.
CGCCGUCUGCGGGUGCUGGUGACGUCAGAGCAGCCCGGUCUGACUCCGGCUGCGGCUCGUCCUUGCCGCACACGCACAGCGCUGAGCUUUCGGCUCAGGGGGACGGGGUUCGGCUGAGCGGCUGCACGUAGCGUCGUUGAAUUCAAGCCUUGGAGCUGUGUUUCCCGGCAGUGUAGGCACAGACCAUGAAUUACGUUGGACAAUUGGCUGGCCAGGUGUUUGUAACGGUGAAGGAACUUUACAAGGGAUUAAACCCUGCCACUUUAUCUGGCUGCAUUGAUAUCAUUGUUGUCCAACAGCCAGAUGGCAGCCUCCAGUGCUCCCCAUUCCACGUUCGCUUUGGGAAACUAGGAGUACUCCGAUCCAGGGAAAAGGUGGUGGAUAUAGAAAUAAAUGGAGAACCUGUAAAGCUGCAAAUGAAGCUGGGCGAUAAUGGGGAGGCCUUUUUUGUUCAAGAGACAACAAAUAAUAAGGUAAAUGUUCCGUCACACCUGGCCACCUCACCUAUCAUUUCUGAAGGUGCUGCACUGAUGGAGACCACGGUGGGGAGAUGCUUGGCUGGCAAGCACAGAAACCCAGAUUCUGUUGUCACGUCGCAAGCAUCUAUAACUAUUCAUUGUACACCGUGUUCUCCUGAAAACCAAUUGAGCGGCAACUCUGUGAAGAAAAGAAGAAAAAGGAGACGCAAAUCGAGAUUGGAUAGCGUGAGAAGAGAUGACGUUGGUGAUACUUCAGAGAAUGAAAACAUGUUCCCUAUUGAAAUCAGCUCUGAAGAAGAGGUGGAAUUCACUGAGACUCCAAGGAAUUCAACACAUAUGCAGAGUGACCUACAAGUGCAGAACCGCACCUUGGUUAACAUAACUCAUUCUCAAGUGCAUCCUUAUUCAGACACAGAAUGUUCAUCCAGACACAGUCUGCCUGCAGAAAGCAAGCAAUUGACAUCACACCUUUCGGUUACCGUUGCUGGAGGCUUGUCUAGCUCUUGUCCACAACCAGAGCUUCUUUACCCAUCUAUGCUCAGUCACUCAAGGUUCCACCCUCCUACGCCUAACAGCGAUUCCGAGUUGGUCAGCAAGCCAUCGGAACGAGGGAUGCAAAAUAUAAAUACGCAAAUGCACUGGGCUUGGGGAGAACUACCUCAAUCUGCCAAGCUUAUUCCUCAUCAAAAGGUGGAAGAUCUUAACAGGGUAAACAUAACUCCAUCAGGAAACACUCACUUCAGGGUAAUCAACAGUGAUCCAUUCGUAAAUUCUCAUGACAGUUCGUCAACUCCUCCUCCAUUAGUGAAACCUGAGCCUUUAACAGCAGGUGGAAUGAUGCCUCAGUCUGUGGACAGUUUCAUGUGUGGUUCAGAGCACUAUGAACCCUCUACUGCAAUUGCUCCUAUGGUUCCAGAAAAUGGGGAGGUGAACAAUACUCAGAAUCAGAACAAGCAAGUCAGUAAAACUGAUUCACCUUCCAAGAAGAAAGAUAAACGCAGUCGUCACCUGGGUCUGGAUGGUGUCUACCUGGAUGAUAUCACAGAGAUGAACCCUGAAGUUGCAGCACUUUAUUUUCCAAAAUGUGAUAACAACACAGCUGGUCGAAAUGGCUCUGAACAGGGAGUGCACUCAGAAAGUCAGUCACCGCAGUCAGUAGGAAGCUCUGGAAUGGACAGCGGUGUUGACAGUUUCUCUGACACUAUUGGGGACUUGCCAACCAUUGCCAUUUCACUCUGUGGUGGGCUAAAUGACGACAAAGAAAUAACAAAUGAACAGUUUAUGGGGCGUUCUGUAUCAUAUCAAGAAUUUGCAGAGAAUCCGGCAAUCAUUGAUGAUCCCAAUCUGGUAGUGAAGAUUGGCAGCAAGUAUUAUAACUGGGCAACUGCUGCUCCUGUGCUGCUUGCUAUGCAGACAUUCCAGAAACCAUUGCCAAAGGCAACAAUGGAAAAACUAUUUAAAGAAAAGAUGCCCAAGAAAGGUAGCAGAUGGUGGUUUUCGUGGCGUGGAAGAAAAACCAGUGUAAAAGUGGAAGCAGAAACUGAAAAGAUCCAAACUGAGCAGAAUGCAGGAGAACGGUCUGCAUUCCCUGAAAGCAGGUUAAAGGAUGAAUCAUCAUCAAGUGAUGAAGAUGUCAGGAUGAUCAAUCAAAAUAGUAGUGUGGCCCAGCAAGAUCUUAACCUGUCAUCUUUACCCUAUGUUUCAUACGUGAAAUCCCUUCGACUCAGCUCUGACCAACUCAAAAGCCUGCAACUAAAGGAUGGCCCAAACGACGUUGUGUUCAGUGUCACCACGCAGUACCAAGGCACAUGCCGUUGUGAAGGAACUAUCUACCUCUGGAACUGGAAUGACAAAAUUAUUAUUUCUGAUAUUGAUGGAACAAUCACAAGGUCUGAUGCCUUGGGACAUAUCUUACCCACACUCGGUAAGGAUUGGACGCAUCAUGGAAUAGCAAAGCUUUACCACAAAGUUAGCCAAAAUGGGUACAAGUUCCUCUAUUGCUCAGCACGUGCUAUUGGGAUGGCUGAUAUGACUCGAGGAUAUUUACAUUGGGUUAACGAAAAAGGAACGGUGUUGCCAAAAGGCCCUUUAUUGCUAUGUCCCAGCAGUGUGUUCUCAGCAUUGCACAGGGAAGUAAUUGAAAAGAAGCCUGAAAAGUUCAAGAUUCAUUGCCUAACAGACAUCAGAAACCUUUUUUAUCCAAAUAAAGAACCCUUUUACGCUGCUUUUGGAAACCGAUCAAAUGAUGUUUAUUCUUAUAAACAAGUUGGUGUCCCAAUAAACCGAAUUUUUACAGUCAAUCCUAAAGGUGAACUAAUACAGGAACAUGCAAAGACCAGUGUAUCAUCUUACGUAAGGCUGAGCGAAAUAGUUGAUCAUGUGUUCCCUCUUCUAAAGAGAGAGCAUUCCUCUGACUUCCCUUGUUCGGAUGCCUACAGUCAAUUCACCUACUGGAGGGAGCAGCUACCAGCAGUGGAGAGCCAGGACCUUCAUACUUGAAUUAAACAUAAGCACAUGAGAAAUAGAUUUUUGUAGUGUAAUGGCAGGCAGUCUUUUUUCACUGUUUGAAGUUGUAAUUUUCUUUUUGUCUGGCUUUAUUGAAGCAGGAAAGUUCCUGUCCUGUCACUGAGCAUUUUAUCCUAUCAGCUGUUAAGAACAUUGGAGAGUGAAGUCUGUUGAAAGUAUGUUGCAUCUUAAGCUGAUUUAUCAUAAGAAACCUGUUGCUUGUAUUAGUGACAUUUUUUUGUACCAUCUGUUUUGUUCAGAUUGCAGCUACUUUAAGAUCACUCUUCUCAUUCAUCAUUUUAUGAAGUAAGUGUUUAAGUCAAAUUUUCUAUUUUAUUUUUCCUCAACAAGUACAGAACUGUGAUUAUUUAUACAAUGCACUUUUAAUAAUUAGUUUGAAACAUUUACUUUAGAUCCAGCUUGCAUAAUGCAUCAGUAAAUACUUUCAAAGGUUCAAAUAGCUUAAUCAUUUAUCUUCACCAGAUGUUUUUCUCCCACCACCCCCACACAAUCUACCUCUUUUUCCUCAUGAGGGCAGUGACUCCAGCUGGCCUAUAUUUCUGUGGCUGGAAACUGCUGUUUACAUGUGCACUGAUUUUCCCUUCCACCGCCCCACACAAAUUCACUUUGGCAGAAAUAAUGGUUAAUAAGCAAGUGCAGGAACAAUUGAAGCCAGCUUUGUCCUGGUUUGGCAUAGGAUAUCCAUUGAACCUGAUAGAUAAUUGCUUGAUUAAAAUGAGAACAAAUGAUUUUUGCAUUUUAGUUUAAAUAGUUAUAUAUAUGAAUGCAAAGGACUUAAUUUUCUGCAGAACAUAUAGCAAUUAGGUGAUAAUUCUGAUGUUAAAAGUAUUAUAGGUACACAUGCAAUUAUUUUUAUAUGUAAACUAUGGCUAAGUAGUUGCAAUGCAGAUUUAUUUUUUUCAAAAAGUAGAGCAUGUAGAUGUUGCAAAUCGAAAUAAAAUGAAAAGAAACUCAGCAGAUCAGGCAGCAUCAGUGGAGAGAGAAGCAGGGUUGACAUAACAAAACAAUGACCAUCAGAUAUCAAGAUUAAUGACAUGACAAGUCUACAAUUUCCCUCUUCACUGAUGUGAUCUAUUCUGUUGAUCGCUUCCAGCAUUGUGUGUCUUUCAAGCAAACGUUCCCUUUCCUGUAAGGCUAUAAUGGUGCAUUAGGAUUGUUGCCUUUGUUGCAGCCUGUAAUUCAGAAAAAUACAAUCAAGAGUUUUGUUCCCUGACCUGUACACUACCGAGCUUUAUUGGAGGAGCUGAUAUAAUUCAAUCAACUACCAUUUUGUUUAUUGAAGAAGCAAUAGACCCAAUAAAUAGUGCUUUUUUUUUAGAAAUCUGGAUAUGAUUUUGUUGUCUACAAAGUGAAAUUAUAAUUCUUAUCUAGAAAGGAAAAUCUUUAGAUGAACUCGCCCUCUGGUCUGAAUGUCUUUCUACGUUAUUUUAAGAACUCUUGAACUCUUCAUGCAGGAGAACUACUUAAUCACUUGCAAGGGAGGGAAGAUAUAAAUCGACUCUUCAAAAUGACAUCUGACAUAGUUCAAGAAUGAUAUCAAUAAUUUGGAUAUUUUGUAUGCUCUUUCAUAUUUCCAGUAUUGCCGCAAUUUGGAAAUUGCCAUUCAUGAUGCAUGCAAGAUUGACUGAUGUGGGUUUUAUGGCUGUAUCUAAGAUGGGAAAAGUUGGGCCCAGAGCACAAUGCGAAGUGUAUUUUCUUUCUGUGAAAGAUAAAUAAAUGAAGCUUUGCUUUCAAAUCUAUAAUGUUACAUUUACUAAAAGUAUUGCAACGACUGUGUACCGAAUUGCAGUGUUACUGGUGAUACGCUGUCAUACCUUGUAGACAGGUAAAAUUGUCAAUAAAUGCAGAAAUAUGAAAAUGUAUGUCUGCCAUUUUUUUUAAACAGCAUAUGUAUAUUUAAGAACAGCUUGGACAAUUCUGUUACAAGGUCUUGUACGAGAUUAAGAAAAAAACGUAAAACAAGCCCAAGUCCUGUCGAAGGGUCUCGGCCUGAAACGUCGACUGCACCUCUUCCUGGAGAUGCUGCCUGGCCUGCUGCGUUCAUCAGCAACUUUUAUGUGUGUUCCAAGAAAAUUAAAUUUGUUUUUAAUGUGUCCAAGGAGGAGAAGGUGCCACGGCAGAGGGGUUUGGGGAUAGGUAGAGGAAAUGGGAAAUGUCGAAGAAAAUUGGAGUGUGGUGAAUCAAUUUCAGUAUUACUGUUUUUUUCACCUGAUGGGUUUUGAAUGCCUUAAAGAUCUGAAGCAAAAUUUUUAUCAAGAAUUGAUGGGUGGAGGCCAUUUGUCCAUUUCGUAUCUGCCUGGCAUUAUUCUUCUUGACAAUAAAAUUA